AAUACUCACAAAAGACUUCAUGCUUUUCCAACACCCCACCAAACACAUCUCACAUUACAUUCUUCAAAAGCUAACUAUGGAGUGUUGCCACAAAACAAGGAGCCAUCUACAUCUUCAAAUGAGAGAGAUAAUAUUGUUAUUUGUGGUGGUGAUAGUGGUGGCAAGUAUGGGAGUAGUUGAGGGAAGAAAAGUAAGAAAACUAGAAGGGUCAUUAGAGUACACGGCGAUAAGCUGCAGAGGGCACAGUGCAUCAAUUGUAGAAUUUGGAGGGGUUGGAGAUGGAAAAACGCUAAAUACAAGGGCCUUUCAGGAAGCAGUGAAUUCAUUGAGCCAAUACGGCUCAGACGGUGGGGCUCAGCUCUAUGUCCCAGCUGGUCAAUGGUUGACCGGCAGCUUCAAUCUCACAAGCCAUUUUACUCUCUUUCUUCACAAGGAUGCCACCCUUCUUGCUUCACAGGAUAUAAAUGGAUGGCCAGUGAUUGAUCCUCUGCCAUCCUACGGCCAUGGAAGAGAUGCAGCCGGGGGAAGGUACAUUAGCCUCAUAUUUGGGACAAAUCUCACUGAUGUCGUUAUCACAGGUGAUAAUGGCACGAUCGACGGCCAAGGUUUACUUUGGUGGCAAAAAUUCCAUGGGAAAAAAUUGAAAUACACUCGGCCCUAUCUACUUGAGAUCAUGUAUUCAGAUACCAUUCAGAUUUCCAAUCUUACGUUUUUAAAUUCUCCAUCAUGGAAUGUCCAUCCCGUUUAUAGCAGCAACAUUCUUAUACAAGGGAUUACAAUUUUGGCUCCAGUUCAGUCUCCCAACACCGAUGGAAUUAACCCGGAUUCUUGCUCAAACACGAGAAUAGAAGACACAUAUAUUGUCUCCGGAGACGAUUGUGUGGCGGUUAAGAGUGGUUGGGAUGAGUACGGGAUAUCAUUUGCCAUGCCGACAGAUCACUUGAUCAUCAGACGGCUCACGUGUAUAUCGCCUUACAGUGCCGCCAUUGCAUUGGGAAGUGAAAUGUCAGGUGGGAUUCAGGAUGUGAGGGCGGAGGACAUCGUCGCCAUCAACACCGAAUCAGCAGUCCGAAUCAAGACUGGGGUCGGGCGUGGUGGAUUCGUAAAGGACAUUUAUGUAAAAGGUAUGACCCUGCAUACCAUGAAAUGGGUGUUCUGGAUCACCGGAAACUAUGGGUCUCAUGCUGAUGAUCACUGGGACCCAAAUGCUAUUCCAAUCAUCCAGAACAUAAAUUACAUGGACGUGGUCGCGGAAAACGUGACAAUGGCGGCUCGAUUGGAGGGGAUCUCGGGGGAUAGUUUUAAGGGGAUUUGUAUAUCGAAUGCGACUAUUGGUAUGCGUGUGAAGGCCAAAAAAGUGCCAUGGACAUGUAGUGAUAUUCAAGGGGUGACUAGUGGUGUAGUUCCUAAGCCUUGUGACUUGUUGCCUGACCAAGGGGCAGACAAGAUUGGAAUGUGCAAUUUUCCACAAGAGAAACUAGAUAUAGACAAUAUUGAAAUCAAGAAGUGUUCUUAUCUAAUGAGCUCAUUGUGAGGGGUUGCUUUUAUCUAUCUCUUGUAGUCUGUUUAUUUUCGGACGCUACUCAUAUUUUAUGCAUUAAAAAUUGUACAUCAUGUUUGAAUUGUUGCAUCUAUAUUCAUAUGGAGUUAAUGGAAGGACCUUUUGAUGAAUAA
Molecule: messenger RNA, 1674 nt
Organism: Lactuca virosa
Lineage: Eukaryota; Viridiplantae; Streptophyta; Magnoliopsida; Asterales; Asteraceae
Source: the annotation of a GenBank genome assembly